AUGCGUUGUCCGCUCUUCAUGCUCCUCCGCUGUACGCAGAAUCAGCAGGCGACAAUCUUCUGCCCGCACCACCACUGCUGCGUCAAAACGUCGCUGUGGGUUAACGACACCGUGAUGUCCUCCCUUCGGGCCAUCCGCACUCGCCCCCCGCUACUGCUGGUGGUGGUGUUGUACAUGGGAGUAGCGACGUGGUUCAGCAUUGCCAGUCUGUCCAUGCAUCGCCUGCAGGAUCGCAAGGAAGUGUCCGAUGGCUUCCCGUACAACGGGAAAUUUUACGUGCAUUACAUUCGAUUUAAACCGGAUAACGGUAAUACGACGCUGCGGUUUCUGGAUUAUGUCAGCAUAAUGUCGGCGCUGAAGAAUGUCCGGCCGGAUAAAAUUCUCGUUCAUGGCGAUGCGGAACCAAGCGGUGAGAUAAAAAUUAAUUUUGGUAAAGGCAACAAAAAGGAAGUGGCAUAUCGAGAGCACUCUGCCGACAUCGCUAAACUGGACGCUCUACUGGAAUACGGGGGCGUUGCCGUGGAUUUUGACGUGUUCUUCGUCCGUGGCGAGCGUAUCAAGGAAAUCCUGCAGCAGAAGCAAUCCAUCACGUGCUACGGCGACGAAGACGGCUACAACAUCGGCUUCGUUGCCGGCCGGAACUCGGCUCCGCUCCUCAACGCCGGGCGGCGCAGUUACGAGGAUAUCUACCAGAAAGAUUGGAAUUUUAAUCAAGCUAAGGUUUCCCGGUAUUUAAGCAUCAUAUACCGGGAAUCUAAUUAUGUCGCCGGUGCCGUCUGCAACAACCCGCACCCACACGGACUGCGUAGGUUUUUCACGGAAUUUGGGAAGAUGAACUGGAGCAACUCGAUGGCCAUCCACACGUAUCACAGACACAGCGGGGUGGUGAUGGAAAGUCCAGAAGAUCUUUACACCGGAAACUACACGAAUACUACGAACGCGGAAAUGCUGCGGACUUUGUUCGAAAGGAAAAACUUGCCGCCGGUGGAUCCGACAUUCCGGGAUGAGAUGGACCCGUUGACUGGACUGAAAGUGGAUCGCUGCAACGAUUACAACGAAGGCAAUAUCUGGGACAUUGCCGAGCGUAACUGUGGCAAGCGUUGUCACGACGGAGAUCCGGCAGAACGUUUCCUCAAGAACCGUUACGACAAGUAA
Messenger RNA from Paramacrobiotus metropolitanus, 1155 nucleotides. RefSeq lists its product as uncharacterized. The coding region runs from base 1 to 1155 and encodes 384 amino acids. The record is from RefSeq and is a predicted model, not a curated record. The transcript has 4 exons. Lineage: Eukaryota; Metazoa; Tardigrada; Eutardigrada; Parachela; Macrobiotidae.